This is a messenger RNA of Colletotrichum chrysophilum, 1578 nucleotides long. RefSeq lists its product as uncharacterized. The transcript has 5 exons. NCBI's taxonomy places the organism in Eukaryota, Fungi, Ascomycota, Sordariomycetes, Glomerellales, Glomerellaceae. The coding region runs from base 1 to 1578 and encodes 525 amino acids. The record is from RefSeq and is a predicted model, not a curated record.
AUGGAUGCCUCCUCCUUGGAAAGCAUCGCACGCAGAUAUGGCAUGGCCAUUGACAGACACACUCUGCAGGCAGCCCUCGACGAUCCGGAGCACGGCACCGCUUUCACAGAGUGGGCGCGUCUUCACCUCGGCCCCGACAACCUCCUGUCCAAAGACGAGCUGUCGCUGUACUCGACUCUCGACAAAUACGGCCAGGUCGACAAGCUCGUGGCUUCUCAGGACCUCGCCGCCGUCCAGGCCCUCAGCGAGCAUGAGAUUCAGAAAGCCAUCGACGAGCUCAACCGCUCCACUGCUGCCAUAGUGAAGCAGACUGAGACCCUGAAGCAGCAGCAAGACGCGCUGGCCAAGCUUGUCAAGAGCAAUGCCAAGGUCCAGGAGGCCCGCUCCGAUCUCGUCUAUCAACGGACUCAGAAGCAUGAUUCUCAGCGAAGAAAGAUGAUGACUUCGGUUGAAGAGCUGUCCCAGACCCUAGAGUACAGGGCUUCUGAUCUCGAACAGCAGGGCAAGGUCUCGGGUAGCGGUCUGCAGCAAACGCUCGACAGCCUGCUCCACUCCGACGAUAAGCUUCUCCUCAGUCUGCGCAAGCUGGGGCUGGAGCUGGAGACAGAGGACCCGGAGGACCGCGAGAACGUUGAGAAGCUCCGGGAGAUCUGCAUGAGACUCAUAAAGUACACGGUUGAAACGAUGCGUACAAAGCUUGACCGCCUCUACCUCGAGACGCUCAGCUCCGUUCACCGCGGGGAGACCACUCCCAACCCCUCUGACGAUGUCAAGUCUCUGCAGGAUGAGCUGGAGUCCCUCUAUUCCGAAAUCCUUCCUGUCGCCCAGAUGUCCGUCGAGCAACAGUACCUGGAGCCUGCUCUGAAAUCACUGUCGAACAAGAACGGACAGUCGCUUGGCCGAUCGGCUGCAGCCGUUGUCUACAUCGACGAGUGCCUCGACUACCUGCUCGACCACAUCGAGCGCCUCUCUGCUCGUAUCGAAACUUUUCAAUCGCACCAGACUGCCACGACUAAUCUUGUCUCCACGGCUCGUUCUGAGUUGUCCGUCCCUGCGGCCACGCCCAAGAAGAAGACCCCCACCCAGGACCUGGCUUCACCCGUCCGCCGCCGCAACACCGGCCCCGGCUCCCCGAUACGCCAACGCUCCAAUACCGGCAACCGUCGUUUCUCCGCUGGCUUGGACGAGCCACCUAUUGAGGCGCUCCUUCGCUCCUUGGCUAUCGCUUUCCCCGAGGACGCGGAUGGCCCCACCCAGAUUGCUCUGCUGUCCGGGACCCUGGCCGAAAGACAGGCCAAGGCGCGCGAUGUGGCACGCAAUGCCCAGGAGUCGCUCGAGAGCACAGCUGCAGCACAGCUGGCGGACGCCAAGCUCGCUGUGCAGCUUUUGCGCGACAGUCUGCUGGCAGAAAGCCCCUUUGGAGAUGUCAGAUUGGUGGACGAAGGCAUUGAGGCGUCCAUUGCGGUGUUGGGACAAGAGGUGGAGAAGGUCAAGGGGCGCGUGGAGAGGGUCGAUGCAGGAAAGGCACGACAGAGAAGCGAGAGAAGGAGGGAGAUUCUCGAGCGGUGGGGUCGAUAG